Molecule: messenger RNA, 1326 nt
Organism: Leishmania braziliensis MHOM/BR/75/M2904
Lineage: Eukaryota; Euglenozoa; Kinetoplastea; Trypanosomatida; Trypanosomatidae
Product: putative 3-ketoacyl-CoA thiolase
Exons: 1
Coding region: 1-1326 (441 amino acids)
Molecular function (GO): acyltransferase activity, transferring groups other than amino-acyl groups
Source: RefSeq, a predicted model, not a curated record
AUGUUCCGCUCUAGUGUGACGCAUCUGCAGAGGGCCUCCUGCGUGUUCAUCGUGGGCGGUCACAUCACUCCGUUUGUGGGCAAGGGCAGCAAGCUGUUCAUUGAUAAGAAGCAUCCCGACUUUGGCAAGAAGCAAAACAUGACACUCGAGGAAAUCCUCGCCACGACAGUGCAACGCACAAUGGAGAACACUGGUCUCAAGGGCAAGGAGGAUGUUGUGGACCACGUUGUUGUUGGCAACUUCCUCGGAGCGCUCUUCUCAAACCAGGGUCACCUCGGCCCGGCUGCGAUCGGCAGCCUCACCUACGGUCAGACCGGUGUGAAAAACCCACUGAUGUACAAACCUGCCCUGCGUGUCGAGGGCGCGUGCGCGUCUGGUGGUCUCGCCGUCAUGACGGCAGCGAACGCCCUCAAGGCCGGCUCGGCCGAUAUCGCUCUUGCCGUUGGGGUGGAGGUGCAAACGACGGCCUCCGCGCGCGUUGGUGGCGACUACCUCGCCCGCGCCGCGGACUACCGGCGCCAGCGCAAGCUGGACGACUUCACUUUCCCGUGCCUAUUUGCCAAGCGCAUGAAGUACAUCGUCGAGCAUAAACAUUUCACAAUGGAGGACACGGCGCGCGUCGCGGCCAAGGCUUACGCCAACGGCAACAAGAAUCCACUCGCUCACAUGCACACCCGCAAGAUGACGUUUGAGGAGUGCAACGGUGAGGACCCGAGCAACGUGAAGUUCCUGGGUAACGAGACGUACAAGGAGUACCUGCGCAUGUCAGACUGCUCGCAGGUGAGUGAUGGCGGUGCCGGCGUCGUGCUGGCCAAUGAGGAAGGUCUCAAGAAGAUUGGCCUUAGCCCGAACGACAGCCGUCUUGUUGAGAUCAAGUCAAUUGCUUGUGCCUCAAGCAGCCUUUACGAGGACCCUGAAGAUGCGUGCUGCAUGUUCACCUCCCGCCAGGCGGCGCAGAAGGCGUUAUCGAUGGCGAACGUGAAGCCGUCAGACCUCAACGUCGCCGAGGUGCACGACUGCUUCACAAUUGCAGAGUUGCUCAUGUAUGAAGCUCUCGGGAUUGCCGAGUACGGCCACGCGAAGGACCUCAUUCGCAACGGCGACACCACGCUCGAGGGCCGCAUCCCUGUCAAUACUGGCGGCGGUCUCCUCGCCUUUGGCCAUCCGGUUGGCGCCACCGGCGUCAAGCAGAUCAUGGAGGUCUACCGGCAGAUGAAGGGGCAGUGUGAGGCGUACCAGAUGAAGAAGAUUCCUGCCCUUGGCGCGACGCUGAACAUGGGCGGUGAUGACAAGACAGCCGUGUCAACAGUGCUGCAGAAUAUUUGA